Messenger RNA from Helicoverpa armigera (cotton bollworm), 1597 nucleotides. RefSeq names its product cytochrome P450 6k1. The transcript has 9 exons. NCBI's taxonomy places the organism in Eukaryota, Metazoa, Arthropoda, Insecta, Lepidoptera, Noctuidae. The record is from RefSeq and is a predicted model, not a curated record. Bases 48 to 1565 code for a protein of 505 amino acids. Gene Ontology annotation, molecular function: monooxygenase activity; oxidoreductase activity, acting on paired donors, with incorporation or reduction of molecular oxygen; iron ion binding.
CGGCCCAUGAGUAUUCAUCUCAGUAUGCCGCAGUCUCAGCACUGAUCAUGAUUGUAAUACUAGUGUUAAUAGUGAUCGCUUGCCUCAGUGUGUGGCUGGUCACCAAAUGGAGGAGGGUGAAGAGGUACUGGCUCGAAAGGGGAGUUCCUCACCACCCUCCUCAUCCUGUUUUGGGGAGCCUCACCUUUCUGCAGAGGGAAAAUCCUUCGCGAUGGAUGCGCAAACUAUACAAGGACUUCGCGGCGCCCUACGUGGGCAUCUGGCUGUUCUGGCGCCCGGCGCUGGUCAUCAACAGCCCCGACAUCGCCAAGAGAGUGCUCGUCAAAGACGCCGAUGUCUUCAGGAACCGGUUCCUCAGCUCCGGCAAGACUGAUCCCAUUGGAGCACUAAAUAUCUUUACUGUUAAUGAUCCACUAUGGAGUUCCUUGAGGAGACGUCUGACAUCAGUGUUCACGGCAGCCAAGUUGAGGAGCCUCAACGGCAUCACGGUCAGCAAGGCCAAGAAUCUCCUGAGCCGUAUUGACAUAGAAAUCCAGAAAUCUGAACCUAUGGACCUAAGGAAAAUAUUCACUGAUUAUACAACAGACGUUAUUGGGGAAUCAGCGUUUGGUGUGACAAGCAACUCACUGGUUGAUGGAGACAGCAUUAUGAGGAAGGUCACCAGGGAAUUCGGGAGCUUCGACCUUCACAGAGGACUGUCCUGGUCUAGCAUAUUCUUCUUCCCUGAACUAGUUGAUAUAUUCAGAUUUUCGUUUUUCCCUAAAGACACGGUAGAGGUACUGCGGAAAAUAUUCCGUAGUGUUAUCGCUCAGAGGGGGGGCUAUGAGAAGGAGGUCAAAGAUGCCAGGGAUCUGCUGGAUGCUCUGCUGAAGAUCAAGCAAGAGGCUGCUAAAGAAGAUGAAGAAAUUACUGAGGACUUACUUCUGGCGCAAGCAGCUAUCUUCCUUCUUGGAGGCUUUGAAACUUCAGGCGGGGCAUUAUCCUGGACUAUCUAUGAGCUCGCUUGGAACCCGCAGUGCCAGGAAAAACUUUAUCAAGAGGUUUUAGAGACAAAAAGAAAGAUUGGAGGCCGCAACUUUGAUUCAGCCAUCGUGUCCGAAAUUCCCUACCUCGACUGUGUCAUAAAAGAAACCCUAAGAAUCUACCCUCCAAUGGGCUGGCUGGACCGCAUUUCAUCCAAAGAGUAUAAAAUCGAUGACAACCUGACGAUCCCUGCUGGCACCACGGUCUACGUGAACGGGGUCGGCAUGCAGAUGGACCCUCAGUACUUCCCGGAGCCAGAGGUGUACAACCCUGAUAGGUUCCUGCCAGAUAAUGAGAGGGAUAUCACCCCUUACUCGUACAUGCCGUUUGGAGAAGGACCUAGAAAUUGUAUAGGAAUCCGUUUCGCCUACCAGACCCUUCGCCUGGGUCUAGCUGAAAUCAUAUUAAAAUACGAAGUGAGAGUACUGCCUAACACUCCGAAACCAACUGAAUGUCAAGUGGAGAAGAAUGGAUUACUCCUCAUGCCCUCCGAAAAACUGUUCGUGGAGUUUGUGAAGAGAGAUAAUGAAUUUGUAUCGUGAUUCUGUCAUUUUAAAGAAUAAUGUAAAUAUUU